This is a messenger RNA of Pygocentrus nattereri (red-bellied piranha), 5108 nucleotides long. RefSeq names its product polypeptide N-acetylgalactosaminyltransferase 5. Lineage: Eukaryota; Metazoa; Chordata; Actinopteri; Characiformes; Serrasalmidae. Bases 519 to 3590 code for a protein of 1023 amino acids. The transcript is spliced from 10 exons. Gene Ontology annotation, cellular component: Golgi apparatus. The record is from RefSeq and is a predicted model, not a curated record.
CCAGGAACUGCUGCAUAAGCCACAUCCUUACCAACUACAGGUAGCCAGGGUGCGUGUUGUGGAUCACUGACCAGCUGUGCUUUCUCCUAAACUGCUGAUUUCUGACCGCAGAACUGCAGCGUGGCUCGUCCUCUGCUGGUAGGGCUGUAAGUGUUAAUGCAACUUAAUCCCUCCGAGCAGCCUUAAAGCUGAAGACUGCCUGUAAGGAAGCGCCGAGCUACGCUGUAACAUGGGACCCUACCUUGUACCUGCACGGCGUGGGGCUGGGGAGGAGGGGGAUGGCAUGGCUUGGUGAGUUGGUCUGAAUUCAGCCAACUUUGCUGUGUUUUUUCGCCUUUCACUGCUCUGCUGAAGUAGAAAUGGAGAACUGCCACAGAAGCUGGAGCUGUGGGAGAGAGGGAGAUGCUGCCACGCAGUCAUGUAUCCAUGUAAGUUAGCUAGUCCCCUAAUUCAGUCACCCUCUGUCCUGUGAGUGGGCUUGAUUUGAGCGGGAUUGUCUGUCUUAUCGAGACCAAAAAAUGAAGCUCAGAAAGUAUUUCAGGGGCAGCGGGCGGGUUUUUGCGUUUGUUUUCGUGGCCUCCGUAGUUUGGCUGCUGUUUGACAUGGCAGCGCUGAAGCUGUCGAUCAGCGAGGUGAACACUGAACUUCUCAAGGAGCUGGUCGUCAAAGAAAGAGAGCUGAACAAAAGGCAGGCUACUAAAGGGGCCAAAGUAGCGGACAGGGACUUCAAACAUCCCCUCCAAAAGGUACAGGCGGAUCUGGGGGAGGGUAAGAAGUCAGACAGCUUCGAGACCAAAGUUAUUGAGGUGUACAGAAAGCCUGGGAGGUUCAGAGGCAAUGUGGAGCCUAAAAAGGACAACGCGACGCUAACUGGGCCGAAAGGAGGAGAGAGAACGGGGGUUAAUGAGAAGAAGAGAGAAGAAAAUAGUUUGAAAAAGCACAAUAGUGGCAAAGACACAGCUGUGAGAAACCCCAUACCGCCACAACAACAAGCUAGAACUGGAACUAAGGAGAAAGAGGGAAGAAUAGCACCGUCCCACACCAAAGCGCCACCUGCUGUCCGGGAAGAAAAGCGACCCCAAGAAGUUCUGGAAGAGAAAACUGUCAAAUUGCAGGGCAGUGAGACCAAAGACACUGAAGUGGGGCUAGCACAGGACACUAAAGUGGGACUAGCACCGGACACUAAAGUGGGACUAGCACCGGACGCUAAAGUGGGACUAGCACAGGACACUAAAGUGGGACUAGCACAGGACACUAAAGUGGGACUAGCACAGGACACUAAAGUGGGGCUGGCGCAGGACACUAAAGUGGGACUAGCACAGGACACUAAAGUGGGGCUGGCGCAGGACACUAAAGUGGGACUAGCACAGGACACUAAAGUGGGACUAGCACAGGACACUAAAGUGGGGCUGGCGCAGGACACUAAAGUGGGACUAGCACAGGACACUAAAGUGGGACUAGCGCAGGACACUAAAGUGGGACUAGCACAGGACACUAAAGUGGGACUAGCGCAGGACACUAAAGUGGGGCUGGCGCAGGACACUAAAGUGGGACUAGCACAGGACACUAAAGUGGGACUAGCGCAGGACACUAAAGUGGGACUAGCGCAGGACACUAAAGUGGGGCUGGCGCAGGACACUAAAGUGGGGCUAGCGCAGGACACUAAAGUGGGGCUAGCACAGGACACUAAAGUGCAGGACAUUAAAAUACCAGUGGACUCUGGUUUGCUGAAGAAAACCAACAACAACAGCACUCUGAAAACAGCAAAACAAGGUGCCCGCCCAACAGCCAGUGCGAAAAAGGGCAUCACUGUCAUUCCUAUACAGAGACUUCAUGAGGGAAAAGGUGUUAUAGUUUUUAAAAAUGAUAAGCACAUCAAAAAGAAUGACCUAGCUCAAGUCUUGUUAGAAGACAAGCAUAAAUCAUCUCAGCAAGAUGGUGCUUUGAAUCCGGGAAAACUCCCGGCUGGAGAACCGGUGAAACUGUUGAACGCCUCAGUUGUGAGGAGGUCAGCUGGGCUCCACAAGGUCAUGGCCCUGGACGUCACCGUCAGGCCAAGAGACGUGCGUGCAAUAGGGCAGUUUGGACAUGCCGCAGUGGUGCCCCUGGACAGGCAGGAGGAGAGCAGGCGCAGGUGGAGUGAAGGCUACUUUAACGUGUUCCUCAGCGAACAGAUUCCAGUGGACAGAGCCAUUCCGGACACAAGACCUCCAGCAUGCUCAGAGAACCUGGUACAUGAUCACCUGCCCACAACCAGCGUGAUCUUCUGUUUUGUGGAUGAGGUUUGGUCAACUCUGCUUCGGUCCGUCCACAGCGUUCUCAACAGGUCGCCUCCUCACCUACUCAAAGAGGUCCUGCUGGUGGACGACUCCAGCACCAAAGACUAUCUGAAGGAAAAGCUGGAUGUUUACAUGUCUCAGUUCCCCAAAGUGCGCAUUAUCCGCUUGAAAGAGAGACAGGGGCUGAUCAGAGCGAGGCUGGCUGGAGCUGCUGAAGCAAAAGGCGAUGUGCUGACUUUCCUGGACUCCCAUGUCGAGUGUAAUGUGGGCUGGCUGGAGCCGUUGUUGGAGAGGCUCUAUAAUGACCGCAGGAAAGUAGUCUGCCCUGUCAUUGACGUCAUCAGCGACAAGGACAUGAGUUACGUGCUGGUGGACAGUUUCCAAAGAGGCAUUUUCAAAUGGCCGUUAGUGUUCGGCUGGAGCACGCUACCAGAGGACUACGUCAAAAAGAAACACAUGAAGGACUCGGACCCCAUCAGAUGUCCUGUGAUGGCAGGAGGUCUAUUCUCUAUAGAUAAGAAGUAUUUUUAUGAACUGGGAGCUUAUGACCCAGGCCUGGAUGUGUGGGGAGGGGAGAAUAUGGAGAUCUCAUUCAAGAUCUGGAUGUGUGGUGGUGAGAUUGAGAUAAUCCCGUGCUCUCGUGUGGGCCAUAUCUUCCGUGGCGAGAACCCAUAUCAAUUUCCCAAAGACCGGCAGAAGACAGUGGAGCGGAACCUGGCGCGAGUGGCGGAGGUGUGGCUGGACGAAUAUAAAGAGGUGUUCUAUGGCUAUGGCUACCUACAUCUGCUGGACAAGAAUGUGAUAGACGUUGGAAACCUCACAGCACAGAUCCAGUUGCGAGAGAAACUCAAGUGCAAGAGCUUUAAAUGGUACUUGGACAACGUCUACCCUGAGCUGGAGGCACCGGAAGUCAAAGCUGAAGGCCUGGUUUUCAAUGUGGGCACCCGCAAAUGUCUGGCACUGAACAACGGCUCUUUAUCUUUUGAGAUCUGUGAUCUUAGCAAGCAGAGCCAGCACUUCAACUACAGCUGGGUAAGAACAGUCCGCCAGAACGCAUUCUGUGUGGCUCCACUGGGGACAGGAACAGGCAUGACCAUGGAACAAUGUGACAACACUAAGCCACACCUUCGCUGGCUGCAUAAAGCCAAUAAAGUCCUGCCAGAGCAUCUGAUUGCAGAGGUUUCCCCCAGAGGUAUGUUCCAGAGGGUGUGUCUGGAGGGAGGGCCUAAAGCCGACAGCGUGUAUCUGAAGGCAUGUGAUACGUCCAGCCCCUUCCAGAAAUGGCAGUUCACACAUUACUAUGCACAGUGAGCCUCACACAGACGCAUUCACCUGCCUCCAUGUGACUCAGUGGACCACGUUUUUUAUCUCGCUUUGUCAGGAUGAAAACAUUUUGACAUGUUACAUGGGUUUUUUCAUGAUGGAGAGAUGCAUGCGUAGAGUUUGUGUAGUUUCGGUACAAGGGAUGUUUUAAGGGUUUGUGCAAUGUUUUUGUUUGGGGUAGAUGUUUUGAUAUUUUUCUUUUUUUAAGUGGUCUGGAAUAAUUUUGUGGGCAGCUAAUCCACAAAGUCAUGGUUUUGUUUUGUUUUCUUUAUUUUUUUAGACACUAGACAUCUUUGAAUUUUAUACAUCUAUAGCUGUGUUUGUUGUGGCAAACAAAUAUUUGAAGUGCCUGAAGUAGGAGGUACGGUGUACUGUUUGUAGUACGCCAAAGAACAAAUCAUAGACAAAUGUGAUAAUUCAUCAAUAAUGGGGAACAAUAAAGAUUACUGGAUCCACUUCAACUCCAUUCAGCCAGCUUCAGAUGGAAAAAGACCAAUUUAGUAAAUAAGUUGGAUCAUGUUUGCUCUAUUCAAACAAUUCCUUUCACUUUGCCUGCUGUUAUUUUUGUUCUAUUGUGGCUCCAAACUUGCUAGCAGCCGUGGGUAGAGUAGCCUGAAAUCCUCAACUAUAUUAUAUGUUGUUACUUCAAUAAAUGACCCAAGUACAAGUAAAACUGGUUACCAACAGUUCAGGAACUUCAGUGAAAAGGUAUCAGAUCAGAAACUGGAUUCUGUAUAAUUGCAGUAGCGCUUCUUUGUACAUCCGGCAUCUUUCAGCGCACAAACUGAAGUUUGUUGGGUGUUAUUAUUCUCCUGUUUGGUCCUAUUAGUCUUAUUAGAAAGCUAGAGCAGUUUUAAUGUAGUCCAGAAGCCGACCCAACAGAACAGAAUGAAAUUAGCCUCCAAAAAAAAAGAAUUGACUGAAUUGGCGAAAUUUCUAAAAUGGAAAAGUUCAUUAAAAUAAAUCAGUGUUAUAAAGAUGCACAUAAAACUCAAGCAAGUUACUACUCACCUCUGUUCCCUGGAGUCAGACAGCCAAGGGCUAUGGAAUGUUAAUGACGUGGAAGGAGAUUUGGGAGCUGGAUUUCGGUAAAAAUGUCGGUUGGCUAGAGGCCUGGAGGACUGGAUUGAAAACCUCUAAUCUGUAUAAACAAUUCCAAGACCAGAUGACAAUACCUAACUUCAGAGACUGCAUAAAUCUUAUUUGUAAGAAGUAGAAUUCCAGGAAUACCCAUGUGUUCUGAAUACCUCAGUACAGGUUUCUGUAUCCUGCACACUGUUUAUGAUUCUCUUUUAUGCAUGUGUUUUUACUUCAUGCAACAUGCACUAAAACGUACAUACAGGUGCAUCUCACAUAGUGGUUUCUUUUGGUACAAGCAUUGUAUGUUUUGAUAAUUCAGUUGUUUACAGUGAUGCAUUGCCCCAAAUUUGAGAGAUAAUUUACCCUUGUGGCACUAGAGGGAGCUGUUUACAAUGUUUUUAAGAAGGUUUUUCUGUUGUUUUUGUU